AAUCUGCUAGUGAAUAUUGUUUUUAUUUGAUAGAUAUAAUAGGUUUUGUCAGUCUCUGCAUUUUUAUUGUGGACUUGUGGACGCUUUAACAUGUCGAAUCUGCUGAGCCUGAGUCAUCGUUCUCAAAGCAAGAUGGCGGCCCCUACAAAACAGUAUGGGCUGAUCUUGCCCCAAAAAAAGGGACUAUCAAAGACCCUUGGCUUGCCGAAACCUUCUGUUUUUGGGGAUGACUCAGACGAAGAGACCUCAGUUGGGGAGAGUUUGCAGAAGGAGGCUAUUAAGAAGAAGAUGAUGAAGCAAACUCGUUUAGAGAUGCAGAAGGCCUUGGAACAGGACAGCACGGUUUAUGACUAUGACGGUGUUUACGAUGACAUUCAAAAACAGAGGCUGGAGAAUCACAAAAAAAUUCUCGGAGGAGCUGAUAAGAAGCCAAAAUAUAUCCACCAGCUGAUGAAAGCGGUGGAUGAGCGAAAAAAAGAACAAGAACGAAGAGAGGAGAGGAAGAUUCAAAAGGAAAGGGAAGCAGAGGGGGAAAAGUUUGCUGACAAAGACGCUUACGUUACCUCUGCCUAUAAGAAGAAACUACUAGAGCGAGAGGAGGAGCUGGAGAGAGAAAAAAGGGAAGCAGAGAUCGAAG
Molecule: messenger RNA, 637 nt
Organism: Oryzias melastigma (Indian medaka)
Lineage: Eukaryota; Metazoa; Chordata; Actinopteri; Beloniformes; Adrianichthyidae
Gene: nsrp1
Product: nuclear speckle splicing regulatory protein 1
Biological process (GO): regulation of alternative mRNA splicing, via spliceosome
Source: RefSeq, a predicted model, not a curated record